Psilocybe cubensis is the source of this 9285-nucleotide messenger RNA. RefSeq lists its product as uncharacterized. NCBI's taxonomy places the organism in Eukaryota, Fungi, Basidiomycota, Agaricomycetes, Agaricales, Agrocybaceae. The coding region runs from base 1 to 9285 and encodes 3094 amino acids. The transcript is spliced from 7 exons. The record is from RefSeq and is a predicted model, not a curated record. Gene Ontology annotation, molecular function: protein binding.
AUGACGGGCGCCACGUCCUCCGCGACACUCAACUCGAUUCUGACGACGGAUUCACCGUUGCCGCUACCUUCCUCCAAACCUUCGAAAGCGGCGUUGGGAACAGCCACAACCACAACGACGCCUUUGGUAUCGACAGCUGGUCUACCCACGAGUUCUACCCUUUUAACAACAUCAACGAUCACAACCACAACGACAACCACAGCAACUCCGACGUUAUCAGCGGCAACAAGCAUACCCAAUGGCCCGUCAAGACCCACAACAGCAACUGUCCCAGCCAAACGCAAACAAGGCGACGUUGAGGGCGGGUUUGUCGAUGCCGAGAGGGGCCCAGGGCAGGUGUAUGGGCUUGGGCUAGGGUACGGGCGUGCGUCCGCAUCCUCGUCGUUGGCGAGGUAUGAGGCGGCGGGUCACGGUGGUCAUAUCAGCCAUAUCGGUAUCAACAGCCACAGCAGCAACAAGGGGAAAGGCAAAGCCAGCCCGCAUCCUACGAGCGCCAGUGUACUGGCGCACCGCCCAUCGACACCGUCGUCCUCGUCCUACCAGCAGUCCCAUCAGCUGCACCCGAACACACAUACCCCGACAAACAUGUAUUCACAUCCACAGCAUCUUUUGCCACCACCUCCGAUGGCACCGCCUUCACCUACACCUCCGCCGGUAUCAACGUCUGCGAGGGGACGGGGUGGAACGCAUGUACCCUCUCAAAGUCCUGGGUCGCCAGCGCUACACCAUGCUUCUGCGUCUACGGCUGCACCGCCACGUUCCACAUCAUCUCCAUUCCCCGCGCCUGUUCAACCACUACCGCAAGCAACCUCGAUCUCGACCUCCAUUCCACAAUCACAACCUCCAUCAAAAUCCCACUUUCAACCACAACCGCCAUCCCAGCCACUACCUCAGCUAUCUUCGCAAGCGCCCGAUAUAUCCACCGAACCCAUCGACUGUAUCUGUACCAUCACCUACGACGAUGGGUUCUCGAUCGCGUGCGACAGGUGUGGGCGCUGGUGUCAUUAUUUCUGCUUCGGCAUUCCUGCAGAAGGACCCGUACCCGAGACGUUCUUUUGUGCGUUUUGCGUGCCUCGGGGGUCAAAAGGUAGAGAGGGAGAGGAAAAAGAGCGGGCGAGGAGGAGAAUGGAGGGCCGGCUGAGGGCAUUGGGUGUUGGUCUCGAUAAUGGAGGGAAUGGGAGAGGAUGGGAGCCUGGAGGUGAUUAUUUCUCAAUUAUGGGUUCAGCAGAGCAUGAUGUAGAGAUGACACCGUAUUCGCCUUGGAGCGCGGAUGACCCACAUCAGCAGCAGGCGCACCACGGCGGGAAGCAGAGGCGAAAGGUGAGCCCUGGUGUCGAUCGUAGACGACGUCCGAGCGCGGCAUCCGCUGCCACACCUGACGGCGCGCAUCUCUCCGUGACAUCUGCUGCACCAGGAGGGGGAAAGAAGAAACGCAGAGGCUCCCUUGCGCAACCGAAUACGCCGUCGCCGCUUGUGGGCGCGCAUAGUCCCGGGGCGGGUAUGGGUGUGAGGUUUUUGACGCCUAACGGUCACGGACAAGGCAGCGAGGAGGAGUACCAGCGCUCGAACCCGCAUUACGUCCAAGGUGGGUUUGAGCCGUCUCCUUUUGCGAGCCAUACACCGGGUUAUGGCGUGGGUAUCAGCGCCAACAAUAGUAGUACCGGCUUUUACCAGUCUUCUUCGUCUUCGGCGCAAGGCCCUUACCCACCUUCGUUGCCACCACCUCAACCUCUGACUCAGCCACCAUCUUCAACGUCUACUGCGCACGCACAUGCAAACAUUGUCACUACUCCACAUACACCUGCAGACGAACCGUGGAAGGAGACUUAUGUACACGUCACGCAUGACGUUGUACCUUCUGACGAGACACGGCGACGACUGAGGCGACAGGCGCGCGGUUGGCGUGGAGUGAGCGCGGUUGGCGAGGAUGGACUUGGCCACGAACCCGCACCUGCAUCAGAAGCAUCAAAGACAACUCUACAUCUCCUCCCUUCCACAUCCACAUCUGCCUCUUCCUCGAGCACAUCUCCCUAUCCACCCGCGCUGCUCGCGCUCUCCCCCGCACACCCCGGCGUGCUGCCACCGCUAUACUGCGUAUUGGCUUCGAAAGGGAUACAAGCGGGCGAAUUCGUGGCGCCGUUUCAUGCGGAGAUUAAGAGUUCGGCGGAGUAUGUGAAGGAUGUGUUGAAUGGGUAUGCGGGGGCCGGUAUGCCGCGGCCGGGUGUGCAUUUUGUGAGCAGUGGUGACAAAGGCACCGCCAAAGGAAAGGGCAAGGAGAAGGAGAAUGCGGGCGCGGACAAAGGUAAAGGCAAAGGACACCUUGAUCUUGCUCUCGAUGCGCGUAUGGUUGGUGGCGAAGCGCGCUUUGUGCGCAGUGGAUGUCGACCGAAUGCGGUGCUCCGGCCGCGGGUGUGUGCUGAUUCCCAACGGAAGGCGAAGGCGAAGGAGGAUUUGAAGAAGGCGGAGAAUGAUAAGGAGAGGGAGAGGGCGAAGAGGAAGGCAAAGAGGAAGAGGAAGAGGAAGAACGACGCGCCGUCUUCAGAUACCGAAAGCGACGCCUCCUCUUCCUCUUCUUCUGUACACACUGCGCGUGCCCGAAACCUCCACGCGACUGUUACCUCUUCGGUUUCCCGUUCGUCAUCGCGUUCUUCUUCCCGUUCUUCAUCUCCAUCUUCUUCACGCUCCUCCGCCUCUGGGUCCGACACAGACGACGACGACUCUACAAGUCAGCCCGAAACUCUCACAUUCGGCGUCUAUGCGCUGCGCGAACUCCAAAAAGGUGAAGAGGUGGUGCUUGGUUGGGAGUGGGAUGAUGGCCACGCAGUGCACAUGCUACCAGCCGUGUUGAAGGCGCCGUGGGUAUUUAGCACACCCUGUACACCUGCUUCUUCAAUCAACAACACUUCGACUUCGACUUCGAUACCUCCGCAUUCUCAAAACCGUGAACCCUACAUCGACCUACGCGCUCCAUCUCUUGCAUCCUUCCCCAACCCCGACCUCACCGACACACCCAGCCCCGAAGCACUCACAUCCCUACACGCGCGCCUCUCGCUUACACUGGCAUCCCUCGCAUCGCUCUUUACGACCUGCGCGUGCGGCUCGCGCGCACGAGACUGUGCGCUCACGCAGAUGGCCGCGUUUGUGGAGAGGGUGGAGAGGGUUGGCGUGGAAGGUGUCCGGAGAGGCGUUGGGGCUGGUGCAGGUGUGGCUGGAUGGGAUGUGCCUGGGGGUACGGGUGUUGGGGAAGGCGGAUAUGGAUAUGGAUAUGGAUAUGGAUAUGGUGUGGGCUGGGACGGAAAUGUGCCGGAUCUAGGACCGCUGGUGGGUGCUAAGAGAGGGUUCAAGACAAGAGAGCGAAUCAGGGGGAGUGGUGGGAUGGGUGGAAUGGAAAUUGUUGGCGGUAGCGAUGAUGAUGACGAUGGCAGAGGCCGUGCGCGUGCGAAGGAGAAGGAGAAGGAGCACAGGAAGCGGAAGGACAAGCAUAAGGAAAGGGAAAGGGUCAAGUCGAAGGAUAAGCGGGAUGACAACGAAGCCAAGGUCAAUGGUGUCAACGGACAUGGACAUGUUGGGCUCGAGCUCUCGCCGACGGACGAAGGUGUGCUCCGACGGCGCGGGAAGGGUAAAGAGCGUAUGCGGGAUCUCAGGGAUGGCGUUGACGACACGAAUAAGGAUGUGGACGUGGAGAUGGGUGAUGCGGAACGAGACCCACGUUCGACGUCCAAAAACAAUGCAGAGUCGACGAAAACCCGAUCGCCAGCGCGCAUACACAAGGACCCCGUCUCUCGCAUGCAUCCGACCGCCGAGACUGAGCCUCGCCCUCCUGAUCCACCAGAUGGUUUUGAUCCUGGCAUAAGCAUUACGAUCCACCCUGCACCUUCACCGGAGUCGCAACGUACGACACAGGUCGAGGAGGCGCGGAUGCCGCCCAAGAUGCGCAAGCGGUGGAUGCACCGCGAGGCACAGGUGCUUGCACUUGUUGCUGCAUCUGCUUCUGAGGGCGCAUCUGCACCAGGCAAUAACACUGAGGCAGAUAGUGUAAAACCCUUGGAUAAGGAACAGGAAAGGAGAGAAUUGGCGGAGAAGGUUGAAGUAGAGAAAAUUGCUAGGGAGAAGGUUGAGAAGGUUGCAAAGGACAUCGAGAAUGUGACGGACCGCGUUGGUCUUGGAAUACGGAUCGAGCGCACGCACGAGAACGAGGACGCUGGAAACACAGACACGCGCGAUGCGUUGAUGCCGCCGCCGCCUGCAGUUCUGCCUGCGUCUGCAAUGAUGCCAUCAUCUGGUCCAGCGCCACCACCCGUUUCGUCUCCCGCGACGAGCUCAACUUCCACAGCAAACCCGCCUUUCUCGCCUUCGCCGUUUACAACCGCGCGUCUCCCAACUUCUCCAUCACCGUCUGUAUCUGUAUCGCCACAGCUACCACCACCCAAUGCAGAGACGCAACAGCUGCUUACGCCUAUACAGACACCCGUUGUCCCUGUCCCUGUCCCUGUCCCUACACCAUCUUCCGCAAUAUCCACGACAUCGACGCACGCUGAACCCGUCCAGUCAAGUGCACAUCUCGAAAGAGCGGCUGCCUCGCCGCUCAUGCAGCUUGCGCAUCUGUCGCUGCUGUCGCCUGCGCUGUUGGCUGAGAUGGGCGUGGGACAGCGGGAGAGCCCGAAGAUGCCGUGGUCUGCUUCUGCUCCUGGUGAGGCUGUGGUCGGAGAUCAGCGGGGGAAAUCGUCGGAGGUGGGUGGGGUUGGUGAUGCUAUUGGUGGCCCUAGGGAGGAUGGAAGCGAAAAGGAAAAGGAAAAGGAGUGGACGCCGAUCCGGCGGGCUGGGAGUGUUAUACUGGACCAUGUGCAGGAACGGGAGGAAGAAGUUGCUCGGUAUGGUGAUGAAGGAUCGGGCGAACGUCAGGCGGAGAAGAUGGAUGUGGAUGAAGAGGAUGAGGAUGGGGAUGGGGAGAGUGGCGCGCGGGGAAGAAGAUCACGGACCAAGUCUCCCACGCCCACGCCCAUGCCUGUACACACAGCUGUAUCGGUGUCGAGUCAUGAAAAGGUCGCGCGUGCGGGGUCUCGGACGCCUACGCCUGUGCCCAUUUUGCGAACCUCUGUGGAGAGCGCUACAUCUGUAUCUACGCCAGUGGCUGACUUGGAACGCGAUCGAGAGCAGCAUGAGGAGGAGCAUGAUGCGGAAUCCAUUGUUCAAGUUCGUAUGGAUAUCGAUGUUGUCGACGAAGCUAAGUCUGCACCUUCUCCUCUACCACUCGAAGACGUGCAAGUGUCUGACCAUGCUGGUGUCGACAAACAUCUGCACCGCGAUGACGAGGGCGUAGAGAGCGAGGAGGAGGGUGAGGAAAGGGAAGAAGCGGGUCCACCCCCUGUAAUUGGCACGACUGUGCGUGGAGCGGAGUGGGAGGUUGCUACGCCGCCUCCUUUGACUGGGAUGAGUACGAUGGGUGUUGAAAGUGGCGAGAUUGGAACAGGGGAAGAAAGUGGUGUGGGUCGUGGUGCAGGUGCAGGUGAAGGUGAAGGUGGUGAUGUGGUGAUGGAAGAUGUGAAUGUGGAGCGAGAAGUGGGGAAACCAGUGGAGGAUGUGAUGAAGGAGGAGGAGGAAGGGGAGGGAAUGGGGAGAGAGGAUACACCGAAGAUCGACAUUGCGCCUCCUUCGCCGGUUCAUACAGUCGACGAGCUGUCCGCUUCAACAUCAAGUUCAGAACAAACACCAGCUCCGGGCACAACGCAGCCGAUGCCUGAAGACCGUAAAGACGACACCCCAGCCCAACCCGACGAACAAACCCAAGCCCACGACCCUGCACCAGCUCAACCCGCACCACAGCGCGCGCCCUCGCCACCUGCCGCACCGCAAAAGGUCAAGCUGUCACUCCGCGAUUUUGUGCUGCGCAAGAAGCAGCAGAAGCAGCAGCGCGAGAUGGAGGAGCGCGAGCGCAGUGCGAGUGCGCAGGCGUCGCCGCUGAGCGUGGCGAGUAAUUUGGCGCCGGAGGAUGGGGAUGUGGGGGGUUCUGCUGCUGCUGUUGGGACUGAGGGUGGGGAAGGUGGAGGUGGAGGUGGAGGUGGGGGUGGCGCGAAUGUGGAUGCUGCUCCUGCUCCUGCUGUGGUACAGGGUCUGGAUGCUGGCAAGGCUAUCAGCACUAGCACAGACGACCAUGCCCAAGCGAAGACGCAGCCUGAAGCGGGUAGGAGCCACGAUGUCGACAUGGGUUCCCCAGUAUCGAUACCCAAGCCCGCCCUCACUGGAUCCAGCUAUGACGCGUUCAGCGCCGCCGCGGCUGCCAUUGUGAAUGGCGCGCACAGGCCCCCGCCGCUCCCUCCGGGUGUGACAUCAUCGCCAGUCAAGCGCGCACCGACUCCGCCGCGCAGCUCGCCCCCUCGGCCGUUCUCGCCUACAUUGAUGAGUUUGUCGCCAACGCCGCCUCCCGUGAGUCCACCGCCGGCGCCGCGUUCUGUGUUGAAAACGCCACCCAAGGCCAGCGCCGUCGUUCUUCCCGCGACACGUGAUGUGACUGCUUUGAAUGCGAACGACGCUCCGGCGCCAGUGCAGACGCUCAAAGCGAAGCAGGAGAUGUUGGAUGUCGAUCUGUCUCGUGUCCCUGAAGGAAAUGUGCUUAUGGAAACUCUGCAGAAAGGAGGCCCUGUCUCGAAUGCUAAAUGGGGUGCUGUUGCUGGUAUUGCCAAUGCAAACCCAACUUCAGAUGCCAACGCCAACGCCAAUGGGAAUGGGAAUGGGAAUGGGAAUGGAUGGAAUGUUAAUCGGAGAUCGUAUAGUCCCGGCGCCAAUCCGACUUCUAGCAAUGAAACAAGCCGCCCGAUGCAUUCCCAUUCCCUUCCACAACGAUCCGGCUCCUCGCGGUUCAAUCACGCACAUCCGCACCCGUAUGCCAAUGCUCAAUCGCAGCGCUUGGGUGGUGGUGGUGGUGGUGGUGGUGGUGGUGGUGGUGGUUCGGGCACAGGGUUCACCGCGCGCUCGGUGUCUCCCAUCUCGUCUGACCUCUCCUUCGGUAAUGGUGCGCAGAGGAGCUUCAAUUCCUUGUCUCCGUAUGCGGCGCGCAGUCCACGUGGGGUGUAUCAGGCGCAGGCGCAGGCGCAGUCGCCCGUGCAAGCUCAGUCGCAGUUCAAGGAGAGGGAGAGGGAGAGGGAGAGGGAGAUUGGAGAGGUGUCGCCUCCGCCGUUGCGUAGUGCAGGUUGGGGGUCGGUUGGUAAUGCCUCGAAUCAGAGUCAGAACCAGCACCACCACCAGCAGCACCAGCACCAGCACCAGCACCAGCAGGCCCAGCAGAAUCAGAUCCACAACCAGCCGCUGAUCCGACGACUGGGGCACCAGAUCCAACAUCCUCCAACGGCCGGAAACUCUACCGCCAAAGCAUCGUCCCCGCCGUCUUCCGCUGCGACCGCGCCAUCGUCGCCGUCUAUUCCGUUCCCGAGCGCGGCGUCGAGCUUUGGCUUUUCACACUCUCAUUUGCACGGUAGUACGCCGGCACCGACGUCUGCACCGACACCGACACCGACACCUACGGCGUCCAGUCCGUCGCAUAUUGGACGGCCACCGCCGUCUGCGCCCCGUGCGCCGCGCGCUAUGGGGCUUGGUCUCGGCAUGGGUAUGGGCAUGGGUAUGGGUAUGGGUAUGGGUAUGGGCAUGGGCAUGGGCAUGGGGGGGCCUGGAGCGCAUAGACAGCCGCCACAGGCUCCGAGGGCGCUUAGGCAGCAAUCUGCGAACACGGGUGCGGGUGCGGGUGCGGGUGCGGGUGCGAGCGGUGGGUCGAGUGUGAUGGGUGUCGGGACGGGGAGAAGUACGAGUUGGGGUGGUGGUGGUGGUGGUGGUAGUGAUGCUGGGAAUGGGAAUGGGAAUGGGAAUGGGAAUGGGAAUGGAAAUGGGAAUGGAGCAGUGGGUGUGGCUGGGAGUGCUACGGGAAGCGGAAGCGCUUCGACGGUGCCAGCACCAGCUGCACCACCAGCAGCUGCUGCUGCUGCGCCGACACUGCGCUCACGCAUCGGCCCUCCCCUGGGAAGUUCCAACGCGAAUGCAAACUCUGCUUUGGGUGCUUCUAGAGCGAACGCUGCCAACAACAACAGCAACAAUGUGAGCUCUACUCCAACAACAACAACUACUACUGCUGCUGCUGCUGCUGCUUUGCAGGGUAAUGCACCUGCACCGGAAUCUGUUGCGAAAUCAAAGUCGCUGGCGGGCAAGGAGUCUCCGUCGCCGUUGCAUCUCCCCGCGGUGCAUUAUCCUAACAGGCCGGCGCCGUACUUUCCCAAGGUCGAUGGAAGUGUGACUUUGCCUAGCUCGAGUACGGGCACGGGUACGGGUACGAGUACGGGUACGGGUAUGGGUAUGGGUAUAUCGGCGUCUGCUUCUACGGCCACGGCCACGGCCACGGCCACGGCUACCGCGUCCACAACCCCCGACGAGCAGCGGGAGCGCCCAAACAAGAACACCGCCAGCACAGCCAACGUCAAAUCGAAACCCAAAUCCAAGGCGAAAUCAGGCAAAGAGUCGCCGUUGCAUCUCCCGGCGGUACAUUACCCUACAAUGCCGACGCCGUAUUUCCCCAAGGUCGAGCGUGCGCUGGAACGUGGGUUGUUGUCUGGGUCUGGUGAGUUUGUGGCUGGUGCGGGGCAGAGUGGGGGGAAGGGUGCGGGGCAGAGUGGGGGGAAGGGUUGGGGGGUGAGUUGGACGGCGCGUACGCCUCCUCCUCCGACUGCUGCUACUGGCACUGUGUCCUCUUCCUCUUCCAUUUCCACGGCCAACGACAAUGUGAGUGCAAGUGCAAGUGCGGGUGCAAGUGUAAACGCGAGUGUAAACACCAACGCCACUCCCACUUCUACUUCUACAUCUACAACUACGUCGUCAUCGUCGAACGCCCCGGACACCAUCGAUUCGGACAUGCCGAAGCGCGUCCAAGCUGUGCGGGAGAAAGCGCGGACGAAGCAGGUGGUGGUGUUUGGCGCUGCGGGUGCGGGUGUGGGUGCGGGUGCGGGUGGGGAGCGUGAUGAGGUCGAGCGUGGGCCGAGGUAUUGGGGUGGUGCUAGUAGUAGUGGUGGUGGGGGUGGUGGUAGUGGUAGUCUUGCUGGUAGCGGUGUUGGUGUUCGGGACAGGGAGAGGGAGAGGGAUAGAGAUAGGGAACGGGAUAGAGAUAGAGAUAGAGAUAGGGACAGAGAUAGGGAUAGGGAGAAAGACAGGGACAGGGACAGGGGGUACGCUGGUAGAGGCGGUGGCGGCGGUGGAGGGAGAAGGGGCGGUGGGCCGCCUGCUGGUGGAGAUCGGUGGCGUCCACGGUAA